Molecule: messenger RNA, 555 nt
Organism: Arachis stenosperma
Lineage: Eukaryota; Viridiplantae; Streptophyta; Magnoliopsida; Fabales; Fabaceae
Product: probable methyltransferase TCM_000168
Exons: 2
Coding region: 1-555 (184 amino acids)
Biological process (GO): methylation
Molecular function (GO): S-adenosylmethionine-dependent methyltransferase activity
Source: RefSeq, a predicted model, not a curated record
AUGCACAGAGCAUAUCUUGAACAAUUCCAGAAAGACUUUAAACUGUUUCUGAAAUUACGUUCACAAGAAGUGGUGGCUGGAGGUGGAAUGGUUCUCACUUUAUUCGGAAGGGACAAAACUUGUGAUAUCAGAACUGCUUGGACCAUAAUUGGCACAACACUCAAUGACAUGGUCUUAGAGAAUUUGAUUGAAGAGAUAAAAUUGGAAUCGUUUAAUUUACCAUUAUAUGAUCCAACAAUAGAGGAAGCUAAAGAAGUAAUUGAGGAAGAAGGAUCUUUCACCCUUCAAAGGUUAGAAUCUGUCAUAUUGGGUUGGGAUGGGAACAUAAAUGAAGAUGUUGAUGAUGAGAAGAAUAAACUUGAUCUAAAUAAGAGGGCACAGUUUAUAACUAAAUACACUCGAGCAGCUACAGAACCCCUUUUGAAGGCACAAUUUGGAGAACAAGUCAUGGACGAGUUUUUUCUCCGAUUUAAGAAUAAGAUUUUCCAAUUGAUGAUGGACGUUGAAAUAUUGGAAUUUCCUAGUCUUGUAAUAUCACUCAUAAAGAAUGCUUGA